Messenger RNA from Phycodurus eques (leafy seadragon), 1796 nucleotides. Its product is annotated as acidic mammalian chitinase-like. Lineage: Eukaryota; Metazoa; Chordata; Actinopteri; Syngnathiformes; Syngnathidae. Gene Ontology annotation, molecular function: chitin binding; chitinase activity. Gene Ontology annotation, cellular component: extracellular region. Bases 79 to 1584 code for a protein of 501 amino acids. Gene Ontology annotation, biological process: chitin catabolic process; carbohydrate metabolic process. The transcript has 12 exons. The record is from RefSeq and is a predicted model, not a curated record.
CCUAACCCUCCUAUAAAAUCCACUCCCACGUCGAGAACAAACAUACCCAGGCAUUGGACUCGUUGCAGGCCACUUAACAUGGCUCCCCUAAAACUAUUGGCUGGACUUUCCCUCUUGAUGUGCCUCCAAAUUGUGUCCUCGACCAAACUGGUGUGUUACUUUACCAACUGGUCCCAGUACAGGCCAGGAGUUGGAAGAUAUAGGCCAGAAAAUGUGGACCCCCAUCUCUGCACACACCUGAUCUACGCAUUCUCCAUCAUCAGCCCUUCAAAUGAACUGUCAACAUAUGAAUGGAAUGAUGACGUUCUGUAUAAAUCCUUCAAUCAACUCAAGAGCAUAAACCCCAACUUGAAGACUUUGCUCGCUGUUGGUGGCUGGAACUUUGGAACUGCAAAAUUUACCACCAUGGUCUCCACUCCCGCCAAUCGCCAGACGUUCAUUCAGUCUUCCAUUAAGUUCUUGCGACAGUACGGCUUUGACGGAUUGGACCUGGACUGGGAGUACCCUGGAGCGCGAGGAAGCCCACCGGCGGACAAAGAGAGGUUCACAGUGCUUUGUCAGGAAUUACUGGCUGCCUUUGAAGAGGAAUCAGCACGGACCAGUCGAUCUCGUCUGCUUCUCACAGCUGCAGUUGCGGCGGGAAAGGGAAACAUUGACAAUGGUUACGAAAUAGCAAAAGUGUCAAAGUUUCUAGACUUCAUCAACAUUAUGACCUAUGACUUCCACGGAGCAUGGGACCCGUUCACUGGUCACAACAGCCCCCUGUACCGCGGCUCUUUCGAUCAAGGGGACAACAUCUACUACAAUGUUGAUUUUGCAAUGAAAUACUGGCGAGAUCAAGGUGCUCCUCUUGAUAAGCUCAACCUUGGUUUUGCGACAUAUGGGCGCACGUUUCGUACAGUUUCAGCAGCUAAUGGUGUUGGCGCACCUGCCGCCGGAGCGGCCUCAGCUGGGCCCUACACACGUGAAGCUGGCUUUUGGUCCUACUAUGAGAUUUGCACUUUCCUUGAAGGAGGAAGUCUCCAUUGGAUCGAGGAGCAGAGGGUGCCGUAUGGCGUUAAAGACAACGAGUGGGUUGGCUUUGAUAACAGACAGAGCUUUCAAAUCAAGACACAAUACUUGAAAAGUGAAAACUUUGGCGGGGCUUUUGUCUGGGCUCUGGAUCUUGAUGAUUUUGCUGGACAGCUCUGCGGACAAGGAAACUAUCCACUCAUCAGUUACCUGCGCUCUCUUCUAGGCUCAGAUGAUCCAACACCACCGGCGUCAACCACAAACCCACUACAGACCACACCAUCCUCAAUCCCAAUAGCAACAGAGACCACAAUGACAGCAGAAAACACAACGGCACCUGAGACCACAAUGGCACCAGAGACUCCAGUAGCUCCAGUAACCACCACUGCACCAACCACCACAACGGUUGUGUCUGGCAGUGGCUUCUGUGCCGACAAGUCUGACAAUCUUUAUGAGAAAAGUGAUGACAAAAACUCCUUUUAUCAGUGCUUCCACGGCCGCACGUUCAUCCAGACAUGUCCUGCUAAUCUUGUUUUCAAUAGCAGUUGCAAGUGCUGUGAUUGGCCAAAAUAAAUUUUAAAUCAUUGCCUUGCUCAAACAAUGCAGUAUCUUUUCAUCCUUCAUUUAAGGGAAGUAUAUUCAAUGUAGUCCACAAAGAAUAACCCCAAAGUUUUCUGCUCAUGGCGAUAUUAUACAUAAAAUAUCAUCUGUGCGGCAUCACACCAUAAUAUGUAGAUAUUUUUAUCCUCACUUUCAUUAAACUACUUUUUGGUGCAUUCCUUGAA